Octopus bimaculoides (California two-spot octopus) is the source of this 1871-nucleotide messenger RNA. RefSeq names its product sulfide:quinone oxidoreductase, mitochondrial. Gene Ontology annotation, molecular function: FAD binding; sulfide:quinone oxidoreductase activity. Lineage: Eukaryota; Metazoa; Mollusca; Cephalopoda; Octopoda; Octopodidae. The record is from RefSeq and is a predicted model, not a curated record. Gene Ontology annotation, cellular component: mitochondrion.
AGAGAGCGUGAGAGAGUCAAUGAUACGUACACAUAUAUUGUAUAUAACAUACACACACUAUACAUAUGCGUGUGUCAUAAAUGUUUUUAUUAUUAUUUCAUUAACACUCUUUAUUAUUAGUCAAUUGUCUAUAUAUAUGAUACCUUGUACCAAAAUACCAUCUUUAUUUUUAUCUUAUUAUUUUUCAUGUAAAACUUACUUAUUCUACAUGAAUGCAAAAGUUAAGCAUGCCACAUGCGUUUGUAGUUUUUUUCAAAAACAAACAAAUUACUGACAUCGUAGUUUAUUGUCGUUCGUAAGUUACACAGCAGCGCCAACUGACCGACCGAACAACUCUCUAAACGCCUGCUGUCCGAGGUAAGCAAGCAAACAGACCUGGUAAAGAGAAACCAGAAAGCCGGUGGGUCUUACCAUCCUGUUGACAUAUAUAUAUAUUGUACGUAGUAUAUAUACAUUAUAUGUACAUACACACGCGCCGCCAGUCAGCCAGUCGAAUAUUUGUACAAUGCUCUCUUACAUUUCAUCGGUUACAUUAAGGCCUAAUGUCCUUCCGAAAACCAUUCAUCAGUGCCUCAGAUAUGCUUCACAAGACCGAUCUUAUAAGUUGGUCGUGGUCGGCAGUGGAACAGCUGGGUCUAGUAUAGCAGCUACCUUUUCGCGAUCCUUAGACAAGGGAAGUGUUGCCGUGAUUGAAAGAAGCAAGGAGCAUUACUAUCAACCAUUAUGGACGUUAGUCGGCGGAGGACUGAAAAAACUAGAAGAUUCCAAGAGAACCAUGGCUUCAGUGAUACCACCAAAUUGUGAAUGGAUUAACGAUUCAGUCGUCGGCUUUGAUCCCGACAACAACUUUGUCACUCUCAAAGAUGGCAGCAAGGUAUAUUAUGAAUAUUUGGUGCUUGCUUUAGGUUUACAACUAAACUUCGACUGGGUAAAAGGCUUGCCUGAAGCUUUGAUGUCAGAUCCUCGAAUUUGUUCCAAUUACAGUGUUCACACUGUUGGCAAAACAUUUUCUGCAUUACAGUCCUUUGAAGGCGGCAAUGCUAUAUUCACAGUACCAGCUACCCCCAUAAAAUGUGGGGGAGCCCCACAGAAGAUUAUGUAUUUAGCUGAAGAAUAUUUUAAUAAGACUGGCAAGCGUGAUAAAGCCAACAUUUUAUUCAACACUUCUCUAGGUGUGAUGUUUGUUGUGAAACACUAUUCUGAAAAGCUGUAUGAGAUUGCCAAAAACCGUGGUAUUCAUGUCAACUUCAUGCACAGUCUUAUUGAAGUGCGACCAGAGUCUGGAGAGGCAAUUUUUAAAAAGCUAAACAGUGAGAGUGGUGAAACAGCAACUUUUAAAUCAUGUGAUCUUUUGUUUUCAGCCAGUCAGUGUGGUGUUCUGUCUAAAAACUUGAUGGCAAAAAUGAAAGGACAAAAAGACCUUCAGUCUAAGUAUACUGGCUACACUUCCUGCCCACUGGUAACCAGCUCUUCCAAGUGUAUCCUAGCAGAGUUUGACUUCACUAAUACACCAACAGAGACCUUUCCAUUUGACCAAAGUAAAGAAAGAAGAUCUAUGUUUUUACUAAAGAGUCAUGUCUUACCACCUAUGUACUGGUUUAUGAUGACAAAAGGUUGGUGGCAUGGUCCUGCAGUAUUUCGCAAGAUUUUCAACUUUUGGCGUAAUUAAUCAUUUCCGGAAAUCUGGAAAUCUACUCUCUUUUUUUAUAUAGAGAUGUUGAGAUUUUGUUGUGUGAAACCUUUAUCAAUCAAGUCAUGUAGCUAUAUAAGUCAAACAUAUGCACACACACAUACAUAUAUGUAUAUAUACAUACAUACAUAUAUGUAUAUAUACCUACAUAUAUGUAUAUAUAUAUAUAUAUAUAUAUAUA